Styela clava is the source of this 1424-nucleotide messenger RNA. RefSeq names its product oxidoreductase NAD-binding domain-containing protein 1-like. Lineage: Eukaryota; Metazoa; Chordata; Ascidiacea; Stolidobranchia; Styelidae. Gene Ontology annotation, cellular component: mitochondrion. The record is from RefSeq and is a predicted model, not a curated record. Gene Ontology annotation, molecular function: oxidoreductase activity.
GUGAGGUCAUAUGUCAAAGGUGACAAAAGCACCUAUUUAUCAAGUUACUUUUGAGUUUGUACUUCGAUCUCUCGUCCGUAGUGUAUAAUACUUGGUUCUCUUUCGUUGGUUGUUGUUCUCGUUUAUUGGUAUUGAUUCAGGGAAAGAUGCUCUGCAAGUUUACUCGGAAUUGUUUGAGAUUGGCAAGGAGACUGGAUUGCAAAUCGAAAGAACCGAAAGUCAACAAAAGGGCCCAUAUGCAAGCUUGGUCAGAAAUUAGACAGAAGAGUGACAAAACACGAGAUCAUUUAACACGUACUAAACAUAGUUUUCGACAAGAACAGAUCAUGAAUGCCACAGUCGUUGAUAUUGAAAAAUUAUCACCUACAGUGAGAGGAAUUAAGAUGAGUGUAUCAACAGGUUAUCAAAAUGGAAAUUUCAAGGCUGGACAAUGGGUUGACAUGACUAUACCAGGAAUUUCCACAGUUGGGGGAUUUUCAAUUUGCAGCUGUCCAAAUGAUCUAGAACAACAUGGUAUAUUGGAAUUUGCUGUCAAAUAUUCUGAUCAUCCUCCUGCAAAAUGGAUACAUGAACAGUGUCAUGUAGGUUCAACUGUCAGUUUGUGCUUUGGUGGAGAUUUCUAUCAUGAUCCAGUAGCCGAAAGAGAUGAAAAUUUAUUGCUAAUAUCAGGAGGAGUCGGAAUCAACCCCAUCUACUCAAUUUUAAGAGAAAGAAGUGCUUUUCUCAGACAAGAUCCUCAAAGGUACUCCGGUAAUAAAAUCUCAACAAUGCUGCUAUACUGUGCAAGGACAGCAGAGGAACUACUAUUUAAGGAUGAAAUUCAACACAUCUGCAGAAUAACACCAAACACAGAAUAUGAACUAUUCGUCACUCAAGAAAAUAAAUUACAGCAAAUAGAAGAUGAAAUUCCUAUUCAUUAUGGACGAAUAUCACAAGAUCAUUUACAAAGAACGGUGAAUUCCUUUCAGAAGAGUCCACUGUGUUAUAUAUGCGGUCCACCUGGUUUUAUUGAUGCAACAGUAGUUAAAUUAGAAAAUUUAGGGCUUCACAGUGAUAAUGUUAAAUAUGAGAAGUGGUGGUGAGACCAUUUACAUUAUGAAACAUAUCUAUAAAUUCAAACUUCUGUGGUAUUCUAGCAUCCAAUUUGGUUAGUGUUUGGUAAAAAAGUUUUGCAGUUGUCAAAUCUCGAUCCUCUAAGUCGAUGUAUGAAUUUGGCACAUAUUCAGUUUUGGAUUGAAAUAUUAUCAAUUCAUUUGGAUCCGUUUCAAUUGCUUCUUCAACCGUUUUAUGCCCAGACUCGUUGCAUGUGAACUGAAACAAAUUGUUGAAUUUUAUGCAAUAUAGUAUUUAUAUGUGCAAAGAUGUAUCUAUGAAAGGGAUAAGUGAAGGGUUGUUGUUUAAUAUAAUAAGGGAAUUAUCCAAGU